AAAAAAAAAAAAUUUUGAAAUGUGGUUUAAACUCGGUACAAUGCUGCUAAUAUUGGUCUUUUGUGGGCUAACAAUGGCCACAAAUUUGGAUAAAUAUGAAGGUUACUACAAAUAUACUGUAUUUCAUAAUGGUGAAGAUGUUUUCAAUCAUAUGGUGCAAUUGCAAACAGUGGAUGAAAAUUUGGACUUUUGGUUACUGACACGUAAUAUGUCUAUAAUAUCUGUAAGCCCUACAGUGCAACCAUUCCUAGAAACGAGAUUGAAGAAAUUACGUGUACCAUAUGUAGCCAAACCAUUAAUGGAAGAAAUGUCUGCCUUCACUCAAAAUGUGACUGAUACCGAAUGUGAUAAUUCAGAAUGCACAUUAAGUCGUUCUAAGAGACAGGCUCGUGGUGUUUUUGGACAUUUUCCACGUUACAGUGAGAUUUUAAAUUAUAUGAGCGCUCUUGCUUCAAGAAAUCCACAAUAUUGUCGUUAUGAGUCUUUGGGUCGUACACAUGAAGGACGCCACGUAGCUGGAUUGUCUAUAUCUUUGAACAGUCAACUUCGUCCCAGACGUGUUGCUUAUGUUCAAGGUGGUACACAUGGUCGUGAAUGGAUUACACCUUUAGCUGUACUUUACUUGGCCAAUGAGUUGUUAAAUAAUUUGCGUGCUUUUCAGAGCGUUUUACAAGAUACUGAGAUAUAUGUGGUACCUUUAGUCAAUCCAGAUGGUUAUGAAUAUACACAUACACGAGAUCGUUUUUGGCGUAAAAAUCGUCAUCAUUAUGGUGGUAGAUCAUGUGUGGGUGUUGAUAUUAAUCGGAACUUUGCUAACAAUUGGAAUUAUCGUGGAGCAAGUCAAAAUUUAUGUUCUGAAGUUUAUUCUGGUACAUCGCCUGGUUCUGAGGCAGAAACAUCUGCUGUGGCUCGCUAUUUGAGCGCCAAUCGUCAUCGUGUUAAACUUAGUUUGGAUGUGCACUCAUUUGGAAAGUACAUCUUCUAUCCUUACGGUUAUUCGAGAAAUGCCCUUGCGCCCACACGUAAUUUACUGCAUUCAGUAGCUCAACGUGCCGCCACACAAAUUGCCAAAUAUCGUGGCACGCGUUAUUCCGUUGGCACGUCUGCGGGUAUCCUUUAUGAGGCUUCUGGUGGCUUAGAUGAUUAUGCUUAUGGCAAUUUGGGUAUACCGAUGUCCUUCACGCUUGAGUUGCCCGGUGAAAAUUUCCAAGUGGCCCAAUCAGAUAUAAUACACAUUUGCAAGGAGACAUUUGCGGGUUUGAUCGAAUUUAUCAGGCACGUCAGCUUGUACUAAUUUUUAUAGGUCCUUUUUAUGUUUAUUGGUUGUGUGUUUUAAAUGCAUCGUUGUUAAUUUUAA
Teleopsis dalmanni is the source of this 1357-nucleotide messenger RNA. RefSeq names its product carboxypeptidase B. Bases 20 to 1294 code for a protein of 424 amino acids. The record is from RefSeq and is a predicted model, not a curated record. Gene Ontology annotation, molecular function: metallocarboxypeptidase activity; zinc ion binding. Gene Ontology annotation, biological process: proteolysis. NCBI's taxonomy places the organism in Eukaryota, Metazoa, Arthropoda, Insecta, Diptera, Diopsidae. The transcript is spliced from 8 exons.